This is a messenger RNA of Octopus bimaculoides (California two-spot octopus), 2594 nucleotides long. RefSeq lists its product as uncharacterized. Lineage: Eukaryota; Metazoa; Mollusca; Cephalopoda; Octopoda; Octopodidae. Gene Ontology annotation, molecular function: DNA-binding transcription factor activity; RNA polymerase II cis-regulatory region sequence-specific DNA binding. The record is from RefSeq and is a predicted model, not a curated record. Gene Ontology annotation, biological process: regulation of transcription by RNA polymerase II.
UGAUUAGAGCCAUCUAUUGGAGAAUUAAAGAAAUACAGCCGUAUAAAGGGAAAUAACUUAUACAACGCUUCCUGGAAGGUGCAUCUGAAUUAUUAAUUAGCGUGAUUAAUUAUCGAUCACUGACUCGUUGUUUAUAUCUGAAUACGAUUAUCACAUCCUAUUGAUGUAAAAGACAUUUUUUACAUUCCUUUUUAUUGACUUUCAUCAAUUAAAGGAACACCAUAUAUUUAUAAACCACAUUCAUCAAUACGUCAACGUCUUUAUGUAACUAAAAUCUCCAACAAACGGUGGAAAAUACUACUUCUGGACAAUGGAAUUAACAGCAACAUCUUCUUGUCUUCACUGUCUGGAAUGUAGAGGAGGUGAUCACUUUACAGGUUAAUUAAACUUGGUUAACUUUACGAAGGAGUUGACAGUUUUCACCUGUUGAUUUAGAUAUUAAAUAAGAUCACAGCUGAAAGAAACAUAACAUUUAAUUUAUUCUCUGAAAAUUGUGACUCAGUUGAACACAAACAUAUUCAAAGAAAUGAAACAACACUAUCGUGAUAUACACGACAAAUUAUUCUCUCAAAAUGGAGAAUUUAACUAAACCAAAAAGCUUUGAUACAAGAGAGAAACCAUAUUCCUGUGAUAUCUGUGGUAAAUCAUUCUCUCGAAAAAGUCGACUGACUAUACACAAACGUACACAUACAGGAGAGAAGCCUUAUCAUUGUCUAACCUGUGGUAAAUCAUUUUCUGACGUUAGUCUCUUCAAAACGCACAGACGCAUUCACACUGGAGGAAAACCAUUUCAUUGUGAUACCUGUGGUAAACGAUUUUAUCAAAAGAUUCACUUGACUAAUCACAUAUACAUUCAUACAGGUGAAAAACCAUAUCGCUGUGAUAUCUGUGGUAAAUCAUUUUCUGUAAACAGUUCCUUGACUAGUCACAAGCGUAUUCAUACUGGGGAAAAACCAUAUGACUGUGAUGUCUGCGAUAAAUCAUUCUCUUCUAAUAGUAACUUGAUUUAUCACAAACGUACUCAUACUGGGGAAAAACCAUAUCAGUGUAAUAUCUGUGGUAAAUCAUUUUCUCUGAAUUCUAACUUGACAAGGCACAAACACAUUCAUACUGGGGAAAAACCAUAUCGCUGUGAUAUCUGUGGUAGAUCAUUCUCUUGUAAUAAUCACUUAAUUCAUCACAAACGUAUUCAUACAGGUGAGAAGCCAUAUCAUUGUGAUAUCUGUGAUAAAUCAUUCUCUUCUAAUAGUAACAUGAUUCAGCACAAACGUAUUCACACUGAGGGAAAACCAUAUCGCUGUGAUAUCUGUGGUAAAUCAUUUUCUAAAAAUAGCACUUUAUCUUGUCACAAACAUAUUCAUAAAGGAGAGAAGCCAUAUCAUUGUGAUAUCUGUGGUAAUUCAUUCCCUUGUAAUAGUCACUUAAUUUGUCAUAAACGUAUUCAUAAAGGUGAAAAACCAUAUCAGUGUGAGAUUUGUGGAAAAUCAUUCCAUAGUAAUAGUCACCUGAUUUAUCACAAACGUGUUCACCCAGGUGAGAAGCCAUAUCACUGUGAUGUCUGUGGUAAAUCAUUUUCUGGAAACAGUUCCUUAACUACUCACAAACAUAUUCAUACUGGGGAAAAGUCAUAUGACUGUGAUAUUUGUGACAAAUCAUUUUCUAGACAUGAUAGCUUAACUAGGCAUAAACGCAUUCAUACUGGGGAAAAACCUUACCAGUGUGAUAUCUGUGGUGAAUCAUUUUCUGAAUAUGGUACUUUAACUAGUCACAAACGUAUUCAUACAGGAGAGAAGCCAUAUCAUUGUAAUAUCUGUGGUAAAUCGUUUUCUCAAAAUAAUCACUUGACUAGGCACAAACGCAUCCAUACUGGAGAGAAGCCAUAUCAGUGUGAUAUUUGUGGUAAAUCAUUCUUUUGUAAUAGUCGCUUCAUUCGUCACCAACGCAUUCAUACUGGGGAAAAAGCACAUCAAUGUGAUAUCUGUGGUAAAUCAUUUUCUGAAAAUAGCACUUUAACUUAUCACAGACGUAGUCAUACAGGAGAGAAGCCAUAUCAUUCUAAUAUCUGUGGUAAAUCAUUCAUUGCAAACAGUGUCUUGAAUAAACACAAGCACGUUCAUACAGCGAAGAAGCCAUAUCAUUGCGAUACCUGUGGUAAAUCAUUUACUCAAGAAAGAGUCUUAAGUAAACAUGAAUGCAUUCAUGCAGGAGAGAAACCACAUCACUGAUAUACAUAUAUAUAUAGUAAGGAGAAUGUACGAAAAAAAAACAACAACAGACGAGGACAGGUGGUGUAAACAACAAAAGGAUGUAUUAGUAUGACGCUCGGGAAUACGGAAAGUCGCUAACGUUUCGAGCUACGCUCUUGUAAUACCUUCUCUUAUUUGUCCAAUAUUCUUACUGAGGAAAAGCCAUAUCAUUGUGUCACCUGAGGUAACUCAUUGAUGAAUAUCAACUUCAUUAUUAUGUAUAUAUCUCAAGAUAUCAACACAGCGAUGACUUUGAUUUCUGAGGAUGAUUGUGCUGGAGUUUUGAGGAAUUUGUUCUGAGAGAAUAAAGGAAUAGGAAAAAUGAAUAAAAGUUUGAAGUAACAUUGA